UGGUAGCUUAAUGGUAUUUUGUUAUUGGUAGUAUUUUUAUCAUUAUUAAUGAUUGUCACAUGGAUAUGGCAUAAAAAAUGAUGAUUUUUAAAAUUCAGAAAAUGAUUUCUCCAAUGCAUAGUUCCAUUUCUAUUUACUAAACGUGUAGGUCGUUUAAAAGAUUUAAAUUUAGAUAUUAAUCUUCUUUACUGAAUAAAUCAAUAAAAAAUAAAUUCAUAAAAAUAUUAAAUACUCUAUUAACCAUAUAUAUUUUAAACAUUUUUGCAUGUUUAUUUAUGCAAUUGGACAGUGAUAAAUUUUAAGCAUGUCUAAUAAAGAAACCAAUGAAAUUCGAGGAAUGGCCAAGUCUGGAAGAUUUUGGAAAACUCCAAAAACUAAGUUCUCUUCAAUUAAUAAAACUAAAGGGCUAAAACUUUCUUUUGAGCAAAAGCAAAAAUUACGACAGGAUAUAAAAAAAACUAGAGAACUAUCACGAGCACUUAUAAAUGAAAGAAAUGCUGAAAAUGAAGCUAGAAAAGAAAGAAGGCGAGAAAACAUUAAACGACGUGCACUGAAUCAAAAAAAAUCAGAAGUCGUUCAAGUAAUUAAAAACCCUGCAAAAAUAAAAAGAAUGAGGAAGAAAGCCAUGCGCCAAAUAGAAAAAAGGGAUACUUUAAAUAUGACCUAGUAGAUGUUACAGAUUGAAUAAAAUGUGAUUAAUCAGUUUUUUAUAUUUGUAAUAUAAAUGGAGAUCAAC
Molecule: messenger RNA, 736 nt
Organism: Daktulosphaira vitifoliae (grape phylloxera)
Lineage: Eukaryota; Metazoa; Arthropoda; Insecta; Hemiptera; Phylloxeridae
Product: coiled-coil domain-containing protein 86
Exons: 3
Coding region: 305-667 (120 amino acids)
Cellular component (GO): nucleolus
Source: RefSeq, a predicted model, not a curated record